Vitrella brassicaformis is the source of this 1979-nucleotide messenger RNA. NCBI's taxonomy places the organism in Eukaryota, Vitrellaceae. The record is from the annotation of a GenBank genome assembly.
UGACAGUGAAGGCGCGUUUGAAGUCAACAAGAAAAGGGAGGGCAUCGAUCAUGCAAUGGCAAAUCGACUGUCCCCUCUACUGCUCUACACGGCAUGCAUGUCGGUCCGUUGACAGGCUCCCUGGCCACCCACCCGCCGUCACAGGCAUGGAAAUCGCCGCACUGCCACUUUGCCGCCCACGGCGCCCUCACGGCCUCGAGGGGAUUCUCGUAAGGAUUGCCUGGAUGGAUGGACAGACAGACAGACAGACAGACAAUGGGACGCAGUGGCUGGGUAGCUCAAGGAGAGCCCUAAAAUACCUCGUGUGAGAUGGAAGACCCCCCUGUGCAGGUCCAUGAUAAUGGUCGAUAUCGUGCCACUCAUCAGCUCAUACCUAAACACCACACACACACGCCCACACACACACACAUGGCAGGGGGCUAUCCAUCCAUCCAUCCAUUCAUCCCUCUUAGCGCACUCCAUCUGCUCACGUGUCAAGCUUGUAAGGCCGUUGGAUGGGAUACUCUGCAUUGGACCGGUCUGCAAGCAUCUUGUGGAUGUCGGGGAGCAGUGGAGGGCCGCUCAGCUGCUGUAGCAGCCCGUCCAGCGUGUGGAACCGUGCAUACGACGAUUCACUGCCUGUGACUUGGUUCUGAAGGCCGCAGCCCAGAUAAUGAUUGGUGUGGAAUGGGAUGGAGUGGGAGAAAGGCCGGGAGGGGCACUUGUCGGUCGCCGGCAGACAUUUGAUCUCAUCCAUCGCUGAGUCACACAGCAAGAGAGGGGCACAGGGAGGGAAGCAACGAGUGAGCACGUGCCCGCCGUCUCUCUGUCAUCCCAUCGUCGCAUGCUUACUUUCUCUCGAGAAUUCGAGCAUGUGGCAGGUCGAUGUCCUGUCGGCCAUGAUGAUGCAGCUGGCUGUAUCCCUCAUCCUCUGCGGCAGGGCCCUCAGCUUCGCCAGGGCGUCGCCCACGGAGUGCGAGUCCAGCACCAUCCUCAAGAUAAUGUGGAUAGGCACCCCAUAGUUUGGCGGAGGCACAGUGCCUGGCGGCGGUGCGGGAGCCUUCUCGGUCAGCAGAUUCAGCGUCACGCCCACACCCGCGCUGUUCAUGCCUAUCUGGGUGGACACACAGCAACACAGACAAACAACGCUGGCCCCCUUCCCCUGACCUCUCUGUCAUACGCACCUUUCCUAUUAUCCCCGGUUCUGUCAGCAUCAUGAUCUGCGAUCCGUCAGGCUUGUCCAUAAGCAUGAGAACAACCAAAUCCUCCAGCGUCUCAUCCCAGUCCCAAUUCUGUGCCAGCAGGCCGGCACGCGCGUUGCAGAGAGCGGUGCACUCACUCGGGGCAGAGGAGGCGUCAGCCCCCUCGAGAAGGCUCUUCUUGUAGUUAAGAAGCUCAGUGCGGCAAUUUAGCGUGUACACCUGCAGCAAAGAAACAGACGGUAUACACACAUAAUAUCAAUGGCAGACAAACGGUCCACAUCCAAUCCAAUGAGAGGCGACUCACGCACCGCCCGUUGCCUGUGAGCGACUGACUGACCUGCCAUGCUGGCAUGUUGGCCCCCUCUGCAAUGCCCUCCAGCUCCUCUGUGUACGCCGGGUUGAAGUUCCGGAUGCUGGUUGCGAACCCCUGGCACUGCUCCUCUAUCUCGCUCUCAGUGAAGUGCCACUUCUGCCUGAAGAAGUCCAUAUAAAAGGUGCUGGUGGCUCUUAUCCGCUCUGCGAUGGCGGCGCCAUGCUGCCGCCCCAGCUCUCGCCAGCUGGUGGCUCCGGAUAUCUUGACCAGAGGAACCUUCAUCGAUAGACAGCCUUCCUGCACUGCACACACAAGCAGAGCACAUGUGAUAUGCACAGGCAUCACAAUCGCAAGGCAUAUGAUGAGUGCCAUCGCGCAUUCUCACCUUGGACAACGCGUUCAAUGAAGAUGAGGUGAAGAUCUGCUCUUGUGGCAGUGUAAUCAGCUGGCUGGCGCUCCAGGCGCUACCAAGCGCAUCACCAAAU